UUGAAGCUUUACUUUGCAUGUAAACGGGAGGAAGCACAGGGAACAGAACAGAGAGAAGGCAUGUGCUUUUUUUGUGAAACCUGAUGGUUCAAGAGAAGAUUUGUUUGAGGUGACUAUUUCCGUGGACUGUACUGGAAUAUUCUUCGAACUCAACAUUAAGUGGAUAUUUUAGGAACAAUACAAGCUGGUUGACAAAGCUUUUGAAUUACAAGAUUUUUUAAAUAAAUAUAGAGGAACUGAGACUAAGGUACUGUCUGACACACCUACGGAUACCAUCUCUCAGAUUCAACACUGUGACAAUGCCUGUGAUUGUACUAGAGGCCAGAGACUUCAUCAGUCCCCUUUUUUUGGUGCGGACAUGGGAAGUCUUAACCGGUUGUACUACCUUCAGUCUUGUGGCCUCUCUGGAACCUUCAAAGUUAAACAAAAGUUCAUCUGACCUCCAUCACCACAACACAUUCAGGAUCUUCUGCAUGUUUACCUGGUGCUUCUUUUUCACCCUUACACUCCUUAUCCAUAUUCUCAGCGUCAUCCAAUUUCACAGCCUCAUCCCAAUAUCCUGGAAGAACCUUACUAUAACAGUGGCAGCCUUAGGUGCGCUGAUGUGUCUCAGUGCCUCUGUGGUUUUCCCUUGGAUCAUCAUGGAUAAUCAAAGGGUAUUGCCACGCCCUGUGGCAGCUGCUGUGGCCUCCUUUCUCACCUUCCUCGCCUACUCCUCAGAGUCCUAUGUUCUUUGCACCCGAGCCCACGAGCAAAGAGGCUACAUGGGCAGCAUGCCUGGUCUCCUCAAGACACUCCAGCUCUGGGGAGGCUGUCAGAUGAUACCCCUGGUCGUGGCAUUGGUCUAUGGCUUUCCUAGUGGAGUACAUAGUUGGCAACUGUGGGCCUCUGGCGUGUCAUACGGUGUCUGUGUCUUCAUGUCUCUAGUCACACUGGUAGUAAUAUUAGGUGACUUUGCUGGGCGAUGUCUUCUACCUUUUGACAGAUUUUUGGCUGCCUUCAGUCUGAUUGGGGUGUUGCUCUACAUGGUGGCCACGGUGAUUUGUUUUACCAAGAUACUGCAGCUAAAGGACCCCGGACAAAACCCUGACAAAAGUGCAGAGCUGGUUAUCAUGGAAACAGUGGUUGCCAGUAUUACACUGUUAGCUUAUACGGUGGACCUUGCCUUCUCCAUCAAACUGUUGUGUGACAGGAGUCAUGCAUGAAAUAACACAUUACACGUAUUGCAUGUGAAGUUCAUAAUAUAGUGUCCUGAAGAGUUUAGGAGAAAAUCAUGUCUUUGUCAAGUGUAUAAACCUUAAACUAGAUGGAUGUUUUUGCUGUUAAUUAUUGCAGUGUAAUCAAAUUAUCUCUCCAGACCUAUGGAUUGCUAACUUAUAAGACCUUUCGAAGUUGUUUACAAAUUAAACCAAAAAAAGCCAAACAAAUCAAUGAAAUUGAUCACUAUGAUCGCGAUUUCAGUUUUGGUUUUACUGACAUUUGAAAGUGUUAUGUGACUUGUAGGCCUUUUCUGCUGAUCACCACUGCGCAGUCACUAAACCUGGUAUUUGUUACAGGUGCGCAGACUCAUAAGCACACAGCACCCUUUAAGGAAAUAAUAAUAUGGUGUAAUUACUGUAGCGGUAGAUGAACAGUAGUUCCCACUUAUAAAGCUUAACAUUUAAAAACUGUUGACUGUGGACAUACAAUUUAGAAUAUAGGGCCUACUAAAUGACAACAAAGGUACAAACUACUAAUAAAAAUGUUUCUGUCUUAUCACUAAAAUUCUCAGCA
This is a messenger RNA of Micropterus salmoides (largemouth bass), 1773 nucleotides long. RefSeq names its product myeloid-associated differentiation marker homolog. The transcript has a single exon. The record is from RefSeq and is a predicted model, not a curated record. Lineage: Eukaryota; Metazoa; Chordata; Actinopteri; Centrarchiformes; Centrarchidae. The coding region runs from base 300 to 1205 and encodes 301 amino acids. Gene Ontology annotation, cellular component: membrane.